GGACUUCUGCAGUCAAAAUGUAACCGUCAGCAUAGAAAUUAAUGAUAUUGAGCUAAUGGAUUUAAUUGAGUUAUACAUAUUGCAGGCAAGACAAAGGAAUUACCGGACAGAAAACUGUCGUUCAAAGAGAUUGGUAGAGUCUCUAGAUACAUCGCCAGUACAUACCAGACGUUCUUUGCCCAACUGGACUGUCCGGUAGAUAUAGUGGAGCAGGAGAUGGAAGAGCACCGCCACCUCGCCUUUAGAUCUCGCAUUGCAAAGAUCUUCAUUCACCUUCUCAAAACGAAUGCGGAUUUUGGAUACCGGGCUGUAGCAGAUGCAAUGUCACGACAUGGAAUGGACCCUUCCAUGCUCAUGGACAUUCUGGACUCCAACAGGAGUAUAAUGUUUCAAGACGAGACAUUGUCGGAGAGAUGGUUAAAGACGAAAUUGUCUGUCAAUGAUGCUCCAGUCAUUGCUGGCCAUGUUGAUGUCAAAGCAUACUUCAGCCUAUUCCUUGAGCUUGGAUUACCGCCCACAACAGUGGAUGAGUUUGACGACAACUACAGAAACAGGAAAACUCGAGUGAAGAUCACUGCUUUGCUAAAAGCGUUAAUUAAGGAGACCAAGCCGCGCCCAACUGUGAAUGCACUUCUCCUGGCGAUGCGGGAAUGCGACAUGGACACCGAAUCUGUCAUUAGAGCACUGAAACCCUCUUAGGUUAGAUACUACAAUGUGUUUAAUACCUUGAGGCUGGCGUGAGUUUCAGUAAAUAAUCCGUGUUCUACAGAGAUGGUUGCCAAACUGGUCAUUUAUAAGUAUUCCCACUCCAUGGUAGGUUCUUGGAGAUUAAGGACCAGAGACGCUAAACAGGGUAGUACUCUAAGAAGAUCGAUUAUUUAAUUAUCACAUCAUAGUGAAAAUAUAAUUUCUAUAAUGUGACAAAAGGCAAUCGGUUUUUAAAAGACAAAAAAAAGAGAGAAAGAGAACCUAACUGUUUUACAUGCAUAAAUCAGCGGUACAUAUGAUUUCCUUACUUGUGUAGAUUGUUAAAAUGUUUUUAA
Messenger RNA from Mizuhopecten yessoensis (Yesso scallop), 1043 nucleotides. RefSeq lists its product as uncharacterized. The transcript is spliced from 3 exons. Bases 217 to 699 code for a protein of 160 amino acids. The record is from RefSeq and is a predicted model, not a curated record. NCBI's taxonomy places the organism in Eukaryota, Metazoa, Mollusca, Bivalvia, Pectinida, Pectinidae.